This is a messenger RNA of Seriola dumerili (greater amberjack), 4157 nucleotides long. Its product is annotated as diacylglycerol kinase delta-like. Gene Ontology annotation, biological process: intracellular signal transduction; diacylglycerol metabolic process; lipid phosphorylation. The record is from RefSeq and is a predicted model, not a curated record. Gene Ontology annotation, molecular function: protein homodimerization activity; ATP-dependent diacylglycerol kinase activity; protein heterodimerization activity. Lineage: Eukaryota; Metazoa; Chordata; Actinopteri; Carangiformes; Carangidae.
UCCGCCGCGGCCCGGUGCCCGGACGAGUCAUCGGACAGCGAACCGGAGCAGGAGCCCGGAACCCCGCAGAAACUCAUCCGAAAAGUGUCAACGUCCGGCCAGAUCCGCAGCAAGACUGUGUUGAAGGAGGGCAACCUAAUGAAACAAACCAACUCGUUCCAGCGCUGGAAGAGACGAUACUUCAAACUGAGAGGGAGGACUCUGUACUACGCUCAGACUGCUAAGUCGAUAAUCUUUGAUGAAGUGGAUCUGACUGAUGCCAGCGUUGCUGAGUCUAGCACCAAGAACGUCAACAACAGCUUCACCGUCAUCACCCCCUGUAGACGUCUGAUUCUGUGUGCAGACAACAGGAAGGAGAUGGAGGAGUGGAUGGCAGCGCUGCGCAGCGUCCAGAACAGACAAAACUAUGAGUCUACCCAGUACAGCAUGGACCACUUCAGUGGGAUGCACAACUGGUACGCUUGUUCUCACGCCAGACCGACAUACUGUAACGUCUGCAGAGAGGCUUUGUCAGGAGUGACAUCACACGGCCUGUCCUGCGAAGUGUGUAAAUUUAAGGCCCAUAAACGCUGUGCAGUCAGAGCCACCAACAACUGUAAAUGGACCACACUGGCUUCUAUCGGGAAGGACAUCAUUGAGGACGAGGACGGGGUGUCGAUGCCUCAUCAGUGGUUAGAGGGGAAUCUCCCAGUCUCGGCUAAAUGUAACAUCUGUGAUAAAACGUGCGGCAGCGUCCUCCGUCUGCAGGACUGGAGGUGUCUCUGGUGUAAAGCCAUGGUGCACUCGAGCUGUAAGGAGCAGCUGUCCUCCAAGUGUCCUCUGGGUCAGUGUAAAGUGUCCGUCAUCCCUCCAACUGCACUCAACAGCAUCGACUCUGACGGCUUCUGGAAGGCGUCGUGUCCUCCGUCCUGCACCAGUCCUCUGCUGGUCUUUGUCAACUCUAAAAGUGGAGACAAUCAGGGCGUCAAGUUCCUACGACGCUUCAAACAGCUGCUGAACCCGGCACAGGUAUUUGACCUGAUGAACGGAGGACCACACCUGGGGCUGCGGCUGUUCCAGAAGUUUGAUACGUUCAGGAUCCUGGUGUGUGGAGGAGAUGGCAGCGUCGGGUGGGUUUUGUCAGAGAUCGACGCUUUAACGCUGCACAAGCAGUGUCAGCUGGGUGUUCUUCCUCUGGGGACCGGGAAUGAUCUGGCCCGGGUUCUGGGCUGGGGUUCAGCCUGUGACGACGACACUCAGCUGCCUCAGAUACUGGAGAAACUGGAGAGAGCCAGCACCAAGAUGUUAGACAGGUGGAGCAUCAUGGUUUACGAGACCAAGUUUCCACGGCAACACUCUGCCUCCACCGUCACAGAGGACUGCAGCGAAGACUCGAGAGUCUCAGUUCAGCAGAUUCUGACAUAUGAGGACUCAGGUGCUCACCUGUCCAAGAUCCUGACCUCAGACCAGCACUCUGUCGUAAUCUCCUCUGCCAAGGUUCUGUGUGAGACGGUGAAGGACUUUGUGGCUCGUGUUGGUAAGGCUUAUGAGAAGAACACAGAGAGUUCAGAGGAGUCAGAGGCCAUGGCCAAGAAGUGUGGCGUCCUGAAGGAGAAACUAGACUCUCUGUUGAAGACUCUGAACGAGGAGUCCCAGGCCUCCACCGUCCUCCCCUCAGUGCCUCCCCCCACCAUCGCUGAGGAGCAGGAGGAGGUUGAGGGAGUCAUACUUCCUCCCCCUCUCCAUCAUCCUCCUCCUCCUCUUCAUGCCCUGACCAGCUCCGCUCCCUGCUCCCCACGUACCAACACCUCCUCUUCAUCUGCAGCCACAGCCAUCUUUAAGCCCAGAGAGCAGCUGAUGCUAAGAGCCAACAGUCUGAAGAAAGCCAUCAGACAGAUCAUCGAGCACACUGAGAAAGCUGUGGACGAGCAGAACGCACAGACUCAGCAGCAGCAGCAGGUGUUCUCUCUCAGUCGAGCUGAGGAAGAGGACGGUCUGGUAGAGGAGGACGAGGAGGAGGAGCUGGAGGAGGAUAAGAUGUCUCUGCACUCGUCCUACAGCACCAAACACCGCAACACACGCAGAGUCAGUAAGACGCCCUGUGAGAAGCUGAUCAGUAAAGGCAGUCUGUCAUUGGGCAGCUCUGCGUCACUUCCUAUCCAGACAGGAAGCAGGGAGAACAUGCCCAUGCUCAACACAAAGAUCCUCUAUCCUGGUCUCAGAGCAGGUAUCUCAGGCUCUUUGUCCAGCAGCUCUGUGAUCAGCCGACUGUUGGUGAACGCCGACCCGUUCAGCUGUGACCCUGAUAACAUGGACUGCUACACUGAGAAAUGUGUCAUGAACAACUACUUUGGUAUCGGACUAGACGCUAAAAUCUCUCUGGACUUCAACAACAAGAGAGACGAACAUCCAGAGAAGUGCAGGAGUCGGACUAAGAACAUGAUGUGGUACGGAGUUCUGGGAACCAAAGAGCUACUACACAGAACCUACAAGAACCUGGAACAAAGAGUUUUACUGGAGUGUGAUGGGCGUCCCAUCCCUCUCCCUAGUCUGCAGGGUAUUGCAGUGUUGAACAUCCCGAGUUACGCAGGAGGAACCAACUUCUGGGGAGGGACCAAAGAGGACGACACGUUCACUGCUCCUUCCUUUGACGAUAAGAUUCUGGAGGUGGUGGCGGUGUUUGGCAGUAUGCAGAUGGCCGUGUCCCGAGUCAUCAACCUGCAGCACCACCGCAUCGCACAGUGUCGGAUGGUGAAGAUCACCAUUUUGGGAGAUGAAGGCGUCCCGGUUCAGGUGGACGGGGAGGCGUGGAUCCAACCUCCAGGUUACAUCAAGAUCAUCCACAAGAACCGAACCCAGACCCUGACCAGAGACAGAGCAUUUGAGAGCACCCUGAAGUCGUGGGAGGACAAACAGAAGUGUGAGUUUCCACGGACUCCCCCUCCUCAGCCCCCUCAGCCCCCCCUGUCCUCUCAGCCAGAGAUUGUCUCUGAGGAAGACGCCUCACUUGUCAGCGAGUUCGGUCAGGCAGCAGGAGCACUCAUACACAGUAUCCGUGAGGUCGCUCAGUCUCACCACAGUAUGGAACAGGAACUGGCUCAUGCUGUCAACGCCAGCUCAAAGGCCAUGGACGUGGUCUAUGCCAACUCCAAGAGCUCCGGGGCUCUGAGCUGCAGUGUGGUGGUUCACAUGGUCAGUAACGUCAAAGCUUUACUCAGUGAGACUGAACUGCUCCUGGCUGGAAAGAUGUCCAUGCAGUUGGAUCCUCCUCAGCAGGAGCAGUUGAAUGCAGCUCUGAACUCUGUGGCUCAGCAACUCCGUCGUCUGGCUGAUGUUCCCUGGUUGUGUCCCGUCAUCGACCCCUCAGACCAUGAGGGUCCUCUGACGGACUUCUCUAAGCGUAGUCGCAGUGCUAAGUUUCGUCUCGUCCCGAAGUUCAAGAAAGACAAAAACAACAAGAACAAGGAGACUUGUGCGACUCUCUCACUGCCAGUUCACCAGUGGGGGACGGAGGAGGUGGGGGCGUGGCUGGACUUCCUCUGUCUCACUGAGUAUAAGGACAUCUUUAUCGGACACGACGUCCGCGGAGCCGAGCUCAUACACCUGGAGAGGAGGGACCUGAAGGACCUGGGAGUGACAAAGGUGGGUCAUAUGAAGAGGAUCCUGCAGGGCAUAAGAGAGCUGAACAGGAACAGCAGUGCCAGCGAGGCCUGACUGCUGCCAGUGACCACUGCCUGCUCUCCUCCUACCUCUGCUGCUAUUGACCACCUCAUCAACCGGGACCAGGACCCAGACUGGGACACAGUUUGUCUCAAUGAGUCCCGGUUCUCAAAAAAUUGAACCAAACUUCCUCACAGUGAGACCACCUGAGAAACAAAUCACCAAUCAUACGAUCCGCUAGUGCCUUGUCAUCUCACUCACCGACCAAUCAGCAUCCAGGAUGUGGAAGUUGAGGGUGUAGGUGUUGUGCCUACAGAAGACCAGAGCCAUAUACAGACAGAGCUGAGCCAAUGGAGAGAGAGACAAUGUGGCUGACAGAUCAGCUCAGGUCUGGCAUCAGUGACUGGUCCUUGUACAAUGUAAAAACAUCGCCAUCUUAACAGCUCCUUCACCAGUGAGUCACAGCAGCUCACUUUGUAUUUUUAUUGCAAACCUCUCUCCCUGAUGAUGAUGAUGAU